Messenger RNA from Lepisosteus oculatus (spotted gar), 1496 nucleotides. It is a transcript of the gene bcas2, whose product is annotated as BCAS2 pre-mRNA processing factor. Gene Ontology annotation, cellular component: catalytic step 2 spliceosome; Prp19 complex; precatalytic spliceosome. The record is from RefSeq and is a predicted model, not a curated record. Gene Ontology annotation, biological process: mRNA processing. NCBI's taxonomy places the organism in Eukaryota, Metazoa, Chordata, Actinopteri, Semionotiformes, Lepisosteidae.
UUGAAUGAGUGUGUAAGCAACAUGGCGGGGACCAGUUCUGUGGCCGGUGAAGUUUUUGUGGACGCUUUACCUUAUUUUGACCAGGGUUACGAUGCUCCUGGUGUCCGGGAGGCGGCCGCUGCUUUGGUGGAAGAGGAAACCCGCAGGUACAGACCCACUAAAAAUUACCUGAGUUAUCUUCCCACACCAGACUUCGCUGCAUUUGAGACCGAAAUAAUGCGCAACGAGUUUGAGAGGUUAGCAGCCCGACAGCCUAUGGAGCUCCUCAGCAUGAAGAGGUACGAGCUGCCCGCUCCCUCUUCGGGUCAGAAGAAUGACAUCACAGCCUGGCAGGAUUGCGUCAAUAACUCAAUGGCCCAGCUGGAGCACCAAGCAGUGCGGAUCGAGAACCUGGAGCUCAUGUCCCAGUAUGGCAGCAAUGCCUGGAAGGUCUACAAUGAAGACCUGCUGCACAUGAUUGAAAUGUCUCAGAAGGAGCUGCAGAGAUUGAGGAAGCAGAUUCAGGAUCUGAACUGGCAGAGGAAGAACGAGCAGCUGACGGGAGGCGCAAAACUGCGGGAGCUGGAGUCCAACUGGGUGUCGCUGGUCAGCAAGAACUACGAGAUUGAGCGUGCCAUCGUCCAACUGGAGAACGAGGUGUACGUGCUGAAGCAGCAGCAGGGAGAGGAGAACAAGGAGAACAUCCGGCAGGACUUCUGAGUCAUGGAGCCAGCACUGUGCACAGCAAUCCCAAAGCAAUCAAACUGGAAUUCCAGCAGCUGGACAGUGCUCUCACUUUCCCCAUGGAGCUCCUUACCUUGUUUUAGUAUAUGGUCUGAAGGCGUCAGCACUUCAAGAUUAUCUCCUUUGGACAGGACUUUAUCUUGGGCAGUUGCUUUUCUAUGUAGUUGCACCCCAGAUGUCAAAGGAGGUCGGCUAUUUAUUAAGUAUAAUGUUUGACAAACUGCCCUCUUCUUAGUAAUACCUUUUACUCAGUGAAUUUACUCAAUAAUCAAUUUGAAAUAGUGUCAUGGGUUUAAUCAGCAGCUGAAUGUUUUAAUAGUCUGCACCUCUGUAAGAUAAGUGGCUAUGUACUGUCUUUUCUCUGCACCCUGCAGGUUUGCCACUUGAACAGGGGGGUUGCUGGUGUUCACUGCUUGUGUUCUCUUGAGCAGAGACAGGAGUGUUGCCUUUCUUUCCUGCCAGCCUUUGGAAGCUAAUAGGAAGUGGACUUUAUUGACUCAUGAUUGCACAAGACCUUUAAAUCUCACUUCUUCAGCAGCCCUUUUUAAUGAUGUUUUUGGUUUGAAAAAUGAAUUCUCACUUUUUAUACUAUAGGUAGCAAGUUCUGAAAAUGACCAAAUCCUUUUUGUUUCAGUGGAUGGUUUAUAUCACUAACUCUUUGUUAACUAAUAAAGCUCCGAGUCUGAAGCAACGCUGAAGCUAAAUACUCAUACCUUUUGGCUCAGACAUAUUUUGAAGUUGAUUUCUUUGUAAUAAAAAUGUCAAAAUUUAAA